AUGGAUCCUCAUUUCUCGGGUUUAUCACAUCCACCACCACAACAACAAACAACGAUUGAAAAUCCUGAUUCUGCCAAUAUCCCAAUGACGACAGUGACCACGACGACGACAACGACGUCGGCAGACUCUCAUUAUAACAAUAAUGCCAAUAAUAACAAUAAUGGCAGUACCAAUGAGGAGGAUAUUCGUUCAAAAUUCCGUUGUUAUCGUUUUGGACACAUUGCAGCUGGUGUUGAACUGUUAUUUGUAUUCCCUGAUGAAAAUGCAGCUAUGACGUGUUUGAAAAUGUGUCAGCUAUCCGGUGGACGUAGUUAUGAUGUAUCGAAACGAUCAGAACGCUAUGAUCAUCAUCAUCAUCAUAAUGCUUCCUAUCCUAAGAAAUCUGUUAAUCCUUAUGAGCUAGUAUUCCUAAAGUUCCCUGCCUUCAAAGCAUUCUCAGAGAUUCCAGUGAAAUCGAAUUAUCAUUCGUUCAAUUUUUCAAUGAAACCAACAACAACAACAACACUGAACAGACAUCCUGUCCCACUGGCAGGCAAUGAGGAUGAUGUUGAUGUUGACGAUAAUGAAAACAAUAUCAGUAAUAUGAAUAAUAAUAAUAAUAAUAACAAUAAUAAUAAACAGAAAAAUAACAAUCAUGACUUUGGGGAUGAUGAUGAUGAUGACGAUGACGAUUCUGCUCAUAAUCGAAAUGUUUUUCUCCAACCAGUUGUUGUUGUCUCCUCAUCAUUAAUGAGUAGUCCAUUUGUUACAGCUGUUGGACCAUAUUGUCUCCCGAAGGAUAAACGUCAUCGUCGAUAUAUUCUUAAUCAUUUACCUGCUGAUCAAGAAUUAAUUACUGGUCGGAAUACAGAAUCAAUUUUUGCUAAAAAUAAUUCUGUUAAAUUUAAUACUAAAUAUGAAGAUGAGAAAAGGAAGUUUUGGACACGUGGACGAGAUAAAUCAGCUUACUAUGAUGGUACACGUUCGGACACUUCUGAGGCAACAACAACGACAACAACAGAUCCUUCCAUUUAUAGUCAUAGUGUUUCAUCUCAAAUCUCUGAAUUAUCUCUGAAUAGUAAUAACAAUAGUAAUAAUACAGGAGACGAGAAAUCGCAUUCAUCCAACAAUCUGAUUCGUUCAAAUAAAAUUCUACGUGGAUUUAAACAAUGGUUAAAUCGUCCUGUUGGCGGGGGAUUGAAUAGUACUGUCAACUCGAAUAAUGUAUCAGCAAAUCAUACUACUACUACUAACCAUACUACUACUAAUACUAAUAACAGUAUAAAUAGUGCGAUACAUUCCAGUUGUAAUACUAUUGCUAGUGGUAUCGUCCACACGUUUAAUAAUAGUAAUCACAAUGUCAAUGGUACUACAAACUAUAAUCCUUCAGAGAUAUCUUCAACAGAUCCCUUACAGUUUUCAGAUUCUCCAAAUAAUGAGUAUAAAUUAACUUCCUUAACAGCAGGUGUAGAUCCUUCAAAUCUGACUGAUAUGGAUAAUCCUGGUCCAAUAUUUGGCGCGCCAUUAGAAUCCCAGUUAGAAAGUCCAGAUUACCCUUGUGUCCCUCUCUUAUUACAAGCUAUUGUUAUAGCACUAGAGAUUCAUGGCUUGAAUUUACCCGGUUUGUAUAGAAAACCAGGUCGUCAUCGGACAAUUUCACAAUUUAUCUCCUCUAUUAAUCUGCAUCCCGACGAUGUGAAUUUUAUUUUUGGAUUGGAUGCAUGGAGAGAACCGAAUGCAUUGUGUGGAUUAUUUAAACACUUUCUACGACAACUACCUAUGGGAUUAUUUUGUUUAUCCUCUUGGGAACCGCUUGCUUGUCUAAUCUCAGAAGCAUCAAAAUCUUUAGAUGUACAACAGUUAGCCUAUUUGCUAAUUUCGAUGCGUGUUCAAUUGAAAAAGAUUGCAUUAGAGGCUUUCGGCAUUCCAAGUAUGAACACAAUGCCGUUAGAUGUAUCCUAUUAUCCCACUACUACUAACACUAAUGCUCAAACAGAUGAUACUGUCGACUGCUAUCCACUGCACUUUAAUUUAUUCGGAUUGAAUUCAACCAAUGAUGCCUAUAAGCCGUCAAUCUCACCGCCAAUAUCUCCUCACACUGCUGCUGCUGCUACCUCUGCCGCUACUGCUAAUAUGCAGUCGAAGGAUGAUUCCACGUUUACGUUUAAUAAUCAUGUGAAAAUGAAUAAAUUCAAAGAUUUUAAUGUAUCAAAAAGACCAUUCAAUGCAUGGCGUUGGGCUACACUCUGCUAUAUAAUGAAUCAUAUCAAUCGGAUUGUAGCUCAUGUUCAGCAUAAUGCCGUCACUUAUCAAUGCAUUGCUAUCUGUUUUGGUCCCGUAUUCUUUGGAAAUUCUACAAAAUUACCAAAAUUAAAUGAGGUUCUUGAACAUUUAUUUCAACAUUGGAAUUGGCUUACAGAUGGUUUACCAAUGAUAACAAAGACAACUGUAGAACAUAUUGAUUGUGGUGGUGGCGGCAGUACUCUGUCAUAUGUCAUGAAUAAUGAUCCAACACUAUCAGAUGCUGUCACCUAUUUAACUAAUGAUAAUAAUAAAUGCGAUCCAUACAAAAAGUCUUUCAGUGGUGAAGGUGUUCAUCAUCUUCGAGGACAACAACAACAACAGGAUACAAGGAAUCCAAAUGACUGUUAUCAUCAGUCAAGAAGUCGUGAAUCAUCUACUCAUCUACAAGCGCCUUCAUCAAAUCAAAAUCAUGAACAAAUUAGUUCUGAGCUUUACUCAAACACUGAAAAAGUUGUUGACGGUGAUGGUGACGAUGAAGAUGAAUUGAAUAGAGAAGUUAUUAAACAAGUGAAAAGUUUAUGGUUAACAGCUUUAGAUAAAGUCAGUCAAGCGAAUAAAUCUUCGGCGCCUAAAGAAAAAGCUUAUAAAUAUUCAGAAGUCAAUAAAUCAAACGGAUUACAUCGUACAGCAUCUGCCAUACCUAAAACACCAAUUGGAAACACCGGCGGACGUAAAGGAGGAGGUGUUCGACGUUUAACUGUAGGAACUGCUUCUCCCCAUCCAUCAACCUUUGAUUAUUAUUGCAUUUCACCACCAAAUUUUUUAUAUACAAAAAAUAAUGGUGAUAGAAAGGCGUCAACACCUCAGACUAUUGCUUCUUCUUCUUCUACCAAUACCACCACUGCUACUACUACGACCGCUGUCAAAGCUGGCGGUGGUGGUGGUGGUGUGAUUAUUCGACGUCCUGUUGUGCCUCCUGUCUCUGCAACUCAAUCGACAGUCCCCUCCACCACUACUACUACGAAUAUUUUCUAG
This is a messenger RNA of Trichobilharzia regenti, 3258 nucleotides long. NCBI's taxonomy places the organism in Eukaryota, Metazoa, Platyhelminthes, Trematoda, Strigeidida, Schistosomatidae. The record is from the annotation of a GenBank genome assembly.